This is a messenger RNA of Cladocopium goreaui, 2364 nucleotides long. NCBI's taxonomy places the organism in Eukaryota, Dinophyceae, Suessiales, Symbiodiniaceae. The record is from the annotation of a GenBank genome assembly.
AUGGCGCCUCCUUUGACGUGGCGCCCGGUGCAUUCGCUGCGCGUCGAAGCCGCCAAGCGCCGCAGUCGCGGCGCCGCCAGCGGCGAGGAACUGCGGCUGCCGGAGAAGGUGUGGGGCGGCACGGUGGAGGAUCUGGAGGAAUGGUUAGUGAAGAGCCACGGCUUCUCCGGUUCCCUGCGCCUGGGAGUGGAUGGCUUCGCGCUGCUGCCAGGGGAACCGCUGGCGGCACUGCUGCGGGAGAAGGACGAAGUCAUGGUGAGCCCCGUGAGGUCUCUCCCAGCGCCAGGCAGCUUAGCUGAUGGUGAAACUCGAAAACCAAAAGCGAAACGGCCCAAAGCCAUUGCAGAUGCCCCCAGCCCCCCCACCGCGGCGAAAACCCCGCCCACCGUGCAGAGAGCCCCGGCGCCCAGCGCACCCGCGCCCAGCGCACCGGAGGAAGCGCGAGGGCCACGAGUUGAGCUGGAAGCUUUGGUGAAGGAACAAGCGCGGAGGAUCCAAGAGUUGGAAGAACAAAACGCCUUGUUGCGGAGGAAGUUGGAAGCCAUAGCGGAACCGCAUGCCACGCUGCCGACUGCGAACGCGGCGAACGCGGCGGCUCCAGGCUGGACGGCCAGCACGGUGGAACUGCUGAAGAAGGGCCAUGUGAUCUGCUAUCAGCUGGACCUGAUCGAUGCCUGGAAAGGCACCAUGCAGCGGUCGGAGGCCAAGGUGGCGGUGAUCACCAAAGUCUCCCGCAACGCUGAGGGCAGCAAGUGCUUUGUGCUGCGCUGCGAGCGCGGCGGCGUGGAUUUCGUGGAAGCCACGCAGCUGCGGAACGUGCAGCUGGCGGAGGCUGCUGUGCAAAAAGCUGUGGACGAGGUGGCUCGCCAGUGUGGCGGACGUGUGGAUGUCUUGGUGCAAGCAGCAGGGAUCACUGGCAAGACCAACCUGAAGACUCACGAGGUUGACGCUGCAGAUUUCCAACGCGUCUUCGAUGUGAACGUCAAGGCCGUAUUCCUGUGCGCGAAAAGUGUCCUGCCAUUGAUGUUGAAGAGCGGCUAUGGGCGGAUUGUGAACAUCGCCUCGAUUUCGGGCAAGGACGGCAAUGCCGGGAUGUUGGCCUAUUCCUCUUCCAAGGCUGCAGUGAUCAACCUCACCAAGGUCAUGGGCAAAGACUAUGCCACCCUGGGCAAGGACAUCACCGUGAACUGCAUUGCACCGGCGGUGGUGCAGACUGCGAUGGUGGACGCCAUGCCUCCAGAGCAAGUGAAGUACAUGACUGACAAGAUUCCCAUGGGCCGCACUGGCAAGCUGCAUGAGGUGGCUGCCACGGUGCUCUUUGCGGCCUCCAGCGAGUCUUCCUUCACCACCGGAUUUUGCCCCACGGCUUCCGAGGUGAUCCGCAUGGGAACCAAUGGUGAUGCCAUGGUUUUGACGCGAGCGGUGGACGAACCGUGUACUGAGUGGUCAUGUGGCAUCCGCCGGAGUCACUUGGCAUAUCUUGAAACUCGCGAGUUUCACAGGUUGGGCUAUGAUGGUCUGGCAAUCAAUACCCGCUUGCCGAGACAGUCUACACCUCCUUCGCGCUCCACGAGGUCGAAGUUACCAGAGCGAAGUGAGGCCCCCGGCGCGCAUGGCGCCGAGUUCAUGGAGGCAGGCGCAAAUCUUCCUGGGCAGGCUCGAAGAUGCUCAGGCAUCGCGCCGAGCCUGGACUUGGCGAAGCUGGCGAGUCGCACCAGAAAACAGGUGAGCUGUGCGCGUGGCAGUCCCCGUUCCGGCCAUUCCGGGUGUCGUCCUGCGGGUCGGGAAGGCUUGAGCGCGUCGCAGUGCCUGGUUGAAGAGUUGCGUCCAUCCACUCCGCCCAAGCAACCCCGGAGGUCCAAGUUGCGCCGUGCAUCGUUUGCUGACAAACUGCACCAGGCAGGAGCUGUGAUGACGCCUACCUCAGACAGCGCCACCUUUGCCGGCUCGAUAUCCACGGCAGUGACGGCAGUGGCCGAGAGUCCUGCACAGGUUGCGGGCUAUAGCGGCUAUGGUCAGGCAGAGCUCGAGGUGAACCUCGAGGUGAACCUCGAGAUUCACCAGGUCCAGCUGCCUCCCGAAGAGGACUUGCAGGUGGAGCCCUUGGAAACGGAGACCUGCGACACGGGCGACGCGGGCGACGCGGGCGACGCGGGCGACGCGGGCGACGCGGGCGACGCGGGACACGUGCGCUUCAGGGCGCUGGGUGCGAUGGUGGAGACCUUUGAGCGUUACUCGGAUGCGGUGGCGGACAUCUCUUGCACGGAACACAUGCAUAGUGCCGGGAGUUUCAUCGAGGAGGCCGCGGGACACCGGGGUAGCUCGGACUUGGCCGACUUGGCCGACUUGGCUGGUGCUUCAUGA